AUGGCGCUCUUCAACACCAAUGCGCCCGUCAAUUACGACGAGCAGGAAGCCGCUUUUGUCGACUUCCUCAAGACAUUCAAAUCUUCCUCCACCGAAGCAGCAGACCAACUCGAGAACCUGAACCUCAAUGGCGACGGCGAGGACGAGUACGACAUGGUCGACGGCGAGGACGACCCUGCGCCAAACGGAACACAGUCGCGGAACAAGUCGAAGCUCAAGUAUAUGGACAUGCUGCAAGACAUUGCAAAUCGCAUGCGCGACGAGAUUCAAAUAGAUCUCAACGACAUCGAGGCCUACGAGAAAGCAACGUCAGACGAAGAGCACAACUUCAAGCUUGUCGAGUCAAUUGAACGCAACGCUCAUCAUUACAUCGAGAUUCUGUCACGGGCAGUGGACAAGUGCUUACCAGCGCCAACAAGAGAGCUCAACUUCAAGGAUGAUGUUUUAGAUGUCAUCAUGACUCAGCGCUCCAAGCGCAACGAGAGAAUGCAGGAGCUUCAAGGCGUCGACGACAGCGCGCAAGCUGCGCCAGAGACCAUUUUCCCCGCAGCCUUGACUCGCCGAUACACGCUCAACUUUAUUCCCAGGAUACCGGCUGGUGCCAGCAGCCAACGAAGUACCAAGGCCCUCGCCGUCCGGAAUGUUCGAGGAGAGCAUCUCGGUCACCUCAUCACAGUCCGCGGCAUCGCCACACGAGUAUCGGAUGUGAAGCCGGCCGUGCUAGUCAAUGCCUACUCCUGUGAUCGUUGUGGGAGUGAAGUCUUUCAGCCAGUGACCACGAAGCAGUUCACUCCCAUGGUCGAGUGCCCUUCGGAAGAGUGCAAGAGCAACAAGACCAAGGGGCAGCUUUUUCUCUCUACUCGCGCUUCCAAGUUUCUUCCUUUCCAGGAGGUCAAAAUUCAAGAAAUGGCCGAUCAGGUGCCGGUGGGUCAUAUUCCUAGACAGUUGACCAUCCACUGCCAUGGUGCCUUGGUCCGCCAGAUUAACCCGGGAGAUGUCGUUGACGUCGCAGGCAUCUUCCUGCCCACGCCCUACACCGGCUUCAAAGCAAUACGCGCCGGUCUGCUCACGGACACCUACCUGGAAGCUCAACAUGUUUUCCAGCACAAAAAGGCGUACGACGAUAUCGUUUUAGCGCAGCCGACUCUGAGAAGGAUGAACGAGCUCGAGAGGACUGGCCAGCUCUACGAGUAUCUGUCGCGAUCCAUUGCCCCUGAAAUCUUUGGCCACGUCGACGUCAAGAAGGCACUCCUUCUCCAGCUCAUUGGUGGUGUCACCAAGGAAGUGGGCGAUGGAAUGCGCAUUCGUGGUGAUAUCAACGUCUGUUUGAUGGGUGAUCCUGGUGUGGCCAAAUCGCAAUUGCUCAAGUACAUCACCAAAGUGGCACCACGUGGUGUCUACACAACCGGUCGUGGUAGCAGUGGUGUCGGUCUCACUGCUGCAGUCAUGCGUGACCCAGUUACUGACGAAAUGGUUCUUGAAGGUGGUGCUCUAGUCUUGGCUGACAAUGGUAUGUGCUGCAUUGAUGAAUUUGACAAGAUGGACGACAGCGAUCGGACUGCUAUCCACGAAGUCAUGGAACAGCAGACCAUCUCCAUCAGCAAGGCUGGUAUAACCACGACCCUCAACGCUCGCACAUCGAUUCUCGCCGCAGCCAAUCCUCUCUACGGACGCUACAACCCACGCCUCUCGCCCAUCGAGAACAUCAACCUUCCCGCCGCGCUCUUGUCGCGUUUUGACGUUCUUUUUCUCAUCCUAGAUACCCCUGCUCGCGACUCAGAUGAAGAAUUGGCACGCCAUGUCACCUAUGUGCAUAUGCACAAUGCUCACCCCGAGGGACCGGGAGGCAUCAUCUUCAGCCCGGCCGAAGUGCGACAAUGGGUGGCUCGCGCAAGGUCCUACCGACCCACGGUGCCCAAGGAAGUUUCCGACUACAUGGUUGGUGCCUAUGUACGCAUGCGCCAACAGCAGAAGCGCGACGAUGGAAACAAAAAAGCGUUUACGCACACAUCUCCACGUACACUUCUUGGUGUAUUGCGUCUCGCACAAGCGUUGGCGCGUCUGCGAUUUGCCGAACAGGUCAUUGCAGAAGAUGUGGAUGAGGCAUUGCGUCUCACAGAGGUCAGCAAGGCCAGCUUGUAUGCCGACGAGAAUCGCAGAGACGAUCACACACCAAGCAGUAAGAUCUAUCAUCUCAUCAAGUCGAUGGAGGCCAGCGGUGCUGCUGCUGUUGGGGACGGCACUAGGGGAGAGUUGGAUCUGCGCCGUGUCAGGGAGCGCGUAUUGGCCAAGGGCUUCACUGCAGAUCAGUUUGAACAGGCCAUUGAUGAGUACGCAUUGCUCGAUGUCUGGCAAACGACAGGAGAGGGUACGAGAUUGGUCUUCAUCGAAGCUGGCGACGAUCAGGAUAUGGACGACGAAUAUGCUUACUAA
Molecule: messenger RNA, 2433 nt
Organism: Plenodomus lingam JN3
Lineage: Eukaryota; Fungi; Ascomycota; Dothideomycetes; Pleosporales; Leptosphaeriaceae
Source: RefSeq, a predicted model, not a curated record